GUCUUAUGAGGUCAAAGCCACCGCUACACUUCCUCAGAGUGGACGCGACGAGCUGCGCAAGUGAACAGUUCCCGGUGCUAGAAUUUGGAUGUGGACAAUGUGGUUGUUUUGUGCAAGAUCUUUGGCGUAGAUUGGAGGAUUAUUUUGCACGUUUUACGUUGUAUAAACGAGGACAUCGCUACAAUGGGCCAAUGUGCAAGGGUUACAGGAGAUAAACAGAUUGCUAAAACGAUGGAGGCGAAAUGUUAUAUCCAGAGCUGGACUCGGUAUGUGUUGAUUUGUAUUUUAUUUGCUUCAUGGAAAUCAGCAGAUGCAGUGACUCAUUAUUCAAUAGACGAGGAAAUGGAGGAAGGUUCAGUGGUCGCUAAUUUGGCUUCUGAUCUGGGCCUUGACGUUAAGAUGCUUUCGGAACGGAUGAUUCGACUCGAAAUCGUAGCGAACAGGAAAUAUCUGGACGUGAACAAAGAGACCGGGGACCUGUAUAUUGUCGAGACGAUUGACCGGGAAUAUCUUUGCACGUCAAAAACCUCAACGUGUUUCUUACGAUUGGAAGCCAUUGUAGAAAAUCCGAAACGUAUAUUCUUUAUUGAAGUAGAGAUAAUCGAUAUAAAUGAUAAUACCCCUCAUUUUAGGAGAGACGCUAAUGAAUUGGACAUUUCAGAGGCAACUCAGGCCGGAGAACGAUUCUCUGUCAACAAUGCAGUUGAUCCUGAUGUUGGUUCUAACUCCGUGAAAACAUAUCAUUUGAGCACUAGUGACCAUUUCGACAUCGAAAUUCAAACGGGAAGAGAUGGUGCAAAGUUUGCUGAUCUAAUUCUUCAAAAGGCUCUGGACCGUGAACAGCAGGCCGUUCAUAAUCUAAUUCUCACCGCUGUAGAUGGCGGGACACCGUCGCGCACCGGCACAGCGAGCAUUACGGUGCGGGUGUUAGACACUAAUGACAACGCCCCACAGUUUGACAAAGAGCACUAUACAAUUAAAAUAAUGGAAAACUCUCCAAUAGGAAGCCUCGUGCUUAAACCUAAUGCAACAGACUUAGAUGAUGGAUCUAAUGCAGAAAUAGAAUACAUGUAUAGUUUAUAUACUUCAGAAAUGACCCAAAACACAUUCAAUGUCAACCCUCGCACGGGAGAGAUAACAGUGAAAGGAGUACUGAACUACGAGGAUUUUAAGCUUUAUGACAUGGAAGUGAUAGCAACGGAUAAAGGUGUGCCGGCCUUAUCCGGGCAAUGCAAAGUAACGGUAGUCGUGGAGGACAUGAAUGACAACCAUCCUGGGAUUUCAAUCAAGUCCUUUCAAAGUCCCGUCAAGGAAAACAUAGAAGUAGACACUGUCAUAGCUGUGGUGAGCGUUAGUGAUAAAGACUCAGGGGAUAAUGGAGUCGUUGACAUCCGGAUUCCUGAAAAUAUGCCUUUCAAAUUAAGGGAAUCUUCUGGUAAUUAUUUUGAGCUUGUUGUUUCAGAACCUUUAGACCGAGAGAAGGUUCCAGAAUAUGACAUCACGUUCACAGUUACAGACAGAGGUUCUCCUCCACUAUCUGAUAAUGAAACCAUGACUUUAGAGCUACUGGAUGUUAAUGAUAAUGUCCCCCAGUUCCCUCAGUCUUUCUAUACUAUUCGUGUGAUGGAGAAUAAUGCUCCUGGAGCCUUGCUAGAUUCUCUCACUGCGUACGACCCAGACCUCCAUGAAAACCAGUAUCUAGUGUAUUUCAUCAUAGAGAGGGAGAUAGCAAACACCUCCAUGUCCAUGCUGUUCUCCAUUAGCCCAGAGAAUGGGAAACUAUAUGCUCUGAAGACGUUUGACCAUGAGAUUGAGAAGGAGUUUCUUUUCCACAUUGAGGCCAGAGACUCUGGUGUUCCUCCACUCAGCAGUAAUGUGACUGUCCACAUCAUUAUUGUAGACCAGAAUGACAACACUCCAGUCAUAGUGUCCCCAUGGCGCGCUCACGGCUCAGUGGUGGAGGAGAAGAUCCCCAGAUCCACCGACAAAGGCUCUCUGGUUUCCAAGGUGAUUGCUAUCGACGGCGACUCUGUGUUGAACUCAAGGAUUACCUACCAGUUUCUACAGGUGACGGACGCCACCUUGUUCACUCUGGACCAGUACAACGGAGAGAUCCGGACCAUGAGAAUGUUCAGUUACAGAGACCCCCGUCUCCAACGGCUUGUUGUGGUUGCCAAGGACAACGGAGAGCCCGCUCUCUCUGCUACCGUUACCAUCAAGCUGUCCACAGUGGAGACCGCGGUCAAGGCCUACUCGGACAUGACCGAAGUGCCCCUGGAGUACGACAUCUUUUCAGACUUGAAUCUGUAUCUGGUCAUCGGCCUGGGCUCGGUGUCCUUCCUCUUGUUGAUCACCAUAUUGGUCACCAUCGUUCUCAAGUGUCAGAAACCCAAGUCCAGCAAAGCUGCUCCUCCCUGCAGGAACAGUGUGGUCAGUGAGAGGAACUCUUUUGCAGAUUCCACUCUGGUGUCCAACGAUGCCUACUGGUACAGCAUGUUUCUAGCGGAGACCAGGAAAGGGAAGCUGGUGGUUAGACAGCCAGCGCCAAAGGGCUCCAGGUACAUAGUGUCCAGUUUACCACGGAGCACUGGCCUCACAGAGACGAGCGGCUCAGCACCCUCCACGCUGCAGGUGAGGACCGCGGCAAACAAUUCAUGUGUUCAUCUGGUGAUUGCUAAAUUUUUUUCUUUCUCUGUUUAAGAUUUAAUCCAUUUU
Molecule: messenger RNA, 2715 nt
Organism: Gadus macrocephalus (Pacific cod)
Lineage: Eukaryota; Metazoa; Chordata; Actinopteri; Gadiformes; Gadidae
Product: protocadherin alpha-C2-like
Exons: 1
Coding region: 184-2700 (838 amino acids)
Biological process (GO): homophilic cell-cell adhesion
Cellular component (GO): plasma membrane
Molecular function (GO): calcium ion binding
Source: RefSeq, a predicted model, not a curated record